This is a messenger RNA of Archocentrus centrarchus (flier cichlid), 1501 nucleotides long. It is a transcript of the gene igfbp5a, whose product is annotated as insulin-like growth factor binding protein 5a. The coding region runs from base 412 to 1191 and encodes 259 amino acids. Gene Ontology annotation, molecular function: fibronectin binding; insulin-like growth factor I binding; insulin-like growth factor II binding. Gene Ontology annotation, biological process: regulation of insulin-like growth factor receptor signaling pathway. The record is from RefSeq and is a predicted model, not a curated record. The transcript has 4 exons. Gene Ontology annotation, cellular component: extracellular region. Lineage: Eukaryota; Metazoa; Chordata; Actinopteri; Cichliformes; Cichlidae.
AGAGAGAGAGGGGGAGAGAGAGCGCGGGCGAGAGAGAGAGCGACAAGAAGAAUCAGCAGGCUUUUUUUUUUUUCCUCAUUUGGAGAGGAACAGCUUGCGCGUAAACGAAAGCGGGCAUCACUGAAGGGAUAGAUACGUGGUGCCUGGAUAAUUUCAUUUGUUUGUUUUCUUUUUCUUUUUGUUUAAUUGUUGGUGACUCUGCGGAGUUUUAAAGAGGGGAGCAGAGUGAGGACUGCACGCAUCGGAUGCGCUGACAUUCAGAAGUGUGCGCGCAAGGCACCUGUGGAUGCAGCUGACACCCGCCUGAUGUUUGGACUGACACCUUUAACAAAGAAAGAAUUCACCACAAGAUUUAGCUGAUACUCGUUUCGAUCAAACCCCCAGCCCGCAGUUUAAGACGAGAACCGUACCAUGCUGCUGCGCCUUUCCUUUCUGCUGGUUCCGCUGCUGAGCACUACCGGUUGCGGCUCGUCGUACGUGCCUUGCGAGCCGUGCGAUCAGAAGGUCCUAUCCAUGUGUCCGCCGGUGCCGGUGGGCUGCCAGCCGGUGAAGGAGCCCGGCUGCGGCUGCUGUCUGACUUGCGCGCUCGAAGAGGGCCAGGCGUGCGGUGUGUACACGGGGCCGUGCACGCGCGGGCUCCGCUGCCUGCCGAAGAACGGAGAGGAGAAGCCGCUGCACGCGCUCCUGCACGGCCGCGGGGUGUGCAGGAACGAGAAGUUGUACAAACUGCAGUAUCCAUCAAAAGGUGGACAGUCUCCUGAUGACAUGCUAGAUGUCCCAGCCCUACCACAAACAAAGGUGCCCUUAUAUGGAGGUCACAUCAGCAGUCGCAAGGCCCAGGCCAUGAAGCAGGCCAAGGACCGCAAGAAGCAGCUGGCUAAGCUUGCACCUGCCAGCAACCUGGCUCCACUCAGCAUAGAUAAACUGGAUCCUGAUUUUGGGCCCUGCAGGAGAAGACUAGAUAAUCUCAUUCACAACAUGAAGGACACUUCUCAGGUCUUCGCUCUCUCACUGUACAUUCCCAACUGUGACAAGAAGGGCUUCUUCAAGCGCAAACAGUGUAAGCCAUCUCGUGGCCGGAAAAGGGGGAUCUGCUGGUGCGUAGACCGGUUUGGCGUCAAAAUUCCGGGCAUCAACUAUGCUGGAGGAGAACUGCAGUGCAAAGAUCUCGACAACAACAGCAAUGAAUGAAAGCAAACCUAUUUCUUCUUAAAACUUGCCAAUCAAGCUAGCACACUUUAUGACUGACAAUCAGGAAAAUAUGGCACAAAUGGUUUUAUACUGUAUAUGUUCAGGUGUAAUGGACUCUAUCAUUUUUUUUUCUUCUAAGGGAGCCAAACUGAAAAGCUUGCUUAAGUGAAUCUGCACAUGUAGGUCUUAAUGCUGGCUUCCCACUGACUGCGUAUUAUUUUUGAUGUUAGCUAAUACAUCUCUUCAUAAACAUUGAUCAUAUAGACAGUAUGUUGUGUGCUAUUACAGAAAAGACAAGACAUAUCUUGAA